Patiria miniata (bat star) is the source of this 2332-nucleotide messenger RNA. RefSeq lists its product as uncharacterized. The coding region runs from base 43 to 882 and encodes 279 amino acids. The record is from RefSeq and is a predicted model, not a curated record. The transcript is spliced from 4 exons. NCBI's taxonomy places the organism in Eukaryota, Metazoa, Echinodermata, Asteroidea, Valvatida, Asterinidae.
UUCUAUCUUGUUCAAUAUUAGCGGUCGACAAGGAUUAUCGCAAUGAGCACGAGACGUGGACGAGCCGUCCCCACCAGAGAUCAAGCGGCAAAGACACCGACCACCACUAAGCGAAAGUCACGCGACGAGGAAGAGAAAUCGCCCGCCAAGAAGAAAGCGAAGACCCUCCAGACAGACGAUGCUGACAUGGCAACCCGUAUAGUUGCCACAGUAACGAGGCAUCUUCGCCAAGCAGCGGAUCCGAAGCGAGCGCCGGCCAUGGCCAAAUACAUGCGGAAUCAGUUCGCAUUCUACGGCAUCGCGAGUCCGGAGCUGAAAAGCGCUUUCAAAGAUAUCCUUGCAGAAAUUCCCAUAAUUACGAUCUCGGCAAAUCUCAGGGGUUUAAUGCUAUCCCUGUGGAAUGAACCCGAACGAGAGUGCCAUCAUAUUGCCUUGAAAUUCGGCGAGAAGUACCGCAACUUGCUCGGAAGCACGGCCGGGGAGUGUCGCGAAUCGGCGAGCUGCCUGGAGACUUUGAUAACUACCAAGAGCUGGUGGGAUACUGUGGACACCAUUUCACCAAAUCUGGUCGGGUAUCUAGCCACGGAAAAACCCACUGUAAUGAACCCGAUCCUAGACACUUGGAUAACACACUCCAACAUGUGGUUACGUCGGGCUGCUAUACUUCAUCAGCUGAAAUACAAGCACAACACCGACCAGGACAAAUUAUUCAGAUACUGCCUGUUAUGUUGUCAUGAGAAGGAAUUCUUCAUCCAGAAAUCCAUAGGAUGGGCUUUACGCAACCACUUCCGUAUUGCCCCUCAGGCCGUCAAAGACUUCGUGAAGGAGAACGAGGACAAGCUUGCUCCGCUGAGCAAACGAGAGGCUCUCAAGCAUGCCUGAAGAACACCAUGGCAGCUUUCAGGAAUUCACAAUCACUGAUUCUAUUCUUGCAAAAUGGGUACUAUUUAAAAUUGUGGCACUGAACUCUAGAAAGAUUGCCCAAAACUUUCAGAGUCUAUGCAAAGAAAACCUUGCUUCAAUUAGCAAACAUGAGGUUGUCAUAUAGAGCAUUCUUAAUUUGGAUCUUUAUGGCAAAAUAAAUAUGAUUUUGGUUUUCUCUCCAGUUGAAUAACCAUUAACCCUGACUCCCUUAGAAGCUCUCUUGCCCAGAAGCAGCCUGAAUCCUUCAAUAUCCUCCAAUGGCAAAGAUUUAAAAACAGAAGCACCUGAAUCCUUCAAAAUCAUCCACUUUUUGUCACUGGAGGCCUCUGCCUGGAUCCUUCGAAAUGCUCCACUGGGUUUGUUGAUGGCAUGUUAUCACAUAAUCGGAUUUCAAUGCUCUUAUGAGUUCAUAAGCCUGUGUAACUUAUUGAAAUCCUCCAUUGUCAUCCUGUUUGUGGAUUGGCAAUGUCAUGGCCCUACUAAUUGGAGAAAAGAGGCUGUACAAUAAACAGUGGUAUAAGUGCUGGAUACCUGCCCAAGUAUACAUGUAUAAAGCAAGUAACAGCCUGAAUGCUCCAAAAUCAUUUUUUGGCAAAUCCAGCCAGAGUCUCAAUCCUCGACUCCAGUUUCAUCAAGCAUCAUAUUGGGCCUAAUGACCUGGAUCCUCCAUUAUCCUCCAGAGGCAAAAUCCUGUUAUGCCCUCAACCCUGUAAAAUCCUCCAGUACUUCGAUUUUCAAAGGCCCUCGAACCCUUUGAAAUCCUCCAUUAUGUAAAGAGGAUUUUGGAGGAAUUGGAAAGGUGUUCCAAACAUUUGGUAACCGUUUCACAAACUGGAAGAGUGAGCUGAAAUAUACAAAUUGUGCAAAGUAAGACCGGCUGAGGUUUCAAUCCUAGCGGUAUCUUUCUCAAAAGCCUUUUGAGAGAGAUUUUAGCCUCUACAUUCUGCAGAGACAUCAGGACUACUGUUUUGACUAUAAAUUUAUGAACAUCUAGGCAUACCAACUUUAUUGUCUUCCCAAGUGAUUACACAGUCAUAGAAAAUGUAAAAGAAGGUAAAACAUCACUGAAAGAAAGUUGAUUAUAUAAUACAUGUAUUUUAUUUCGGUUCAAAAGCUGGGUACAGCCCCUUACCCAAAGUAUCCAAGUUUGCAUAAAAAAUCCCCUGAAUUUCAUAUAAUUCUGGUACAUAUUGAACUUUUGUGAUCUUCCAAUGCUCAAAAUGUUACACUACAUUUACUUUUAUCAUUACAGAAAUCUUACCAUUACAUGAAACUGUUAAUUACACAGUAAAGUGAUUACUUGAUGGUUAACAGACCUUUGUUCUUAACCAGUUCACGUCGGAUGACGUGUAUACACACGCAAAGGUUUUGCGGUAUUCGGAACGGAUGAUGGAUAAACACGCAGCGA